Messenger RNA from Rana temporaria (common frog), 1395 nucleotides. Its product is annotated as gastrula zinc finger protein XlCGF17.1-like. NCBI's taxonomy places the organism in Eukaryota, Metazoa, Chordata, Amphibia, Anura, Ranidae. Gene Ontology annotation, biological process: central nervous system development; regulation of transcription by RNA polymerase II. Gene Ontology annotation, molecular function: DNA-binding transcription factor activity, RNA polymerase II-specific; RNA polymerase II cis-regulatory region sequence-specific DNA binding. The record is from RefSeq and is a predicted model, not a curated record. The transcript is spliced from 4 exons. Gene Ontology annotation, cellular component: nucleus. The coding region runs from base 197 to 1330 and encodes 377 amino acids.
AACAUACAGGAAGUGAUGUUUUGUAUGGACAGGAAGUGAUGUUGUUUAAACAGGAAAUUCCGGGUGAGAAGUGAGGUGGACGGAAGUAGAGUGGAGACAUUGCUCGAACUGGCAGUUGAGGAGAGUAUAAAUCCGACGAUUGUUAAUGGGCUUUUAAAGACGAGAAAAAAAAGAGGAGAAUGAUGAAGUUGGUGUAAUGGAUACGUUUUCAGGAUACAAAGACCCCUUGAAGGACAUUGUGAUGGAACCAUUCAGUGACACAAACCCACCAGAGAGAUGUCCUCCUCCUUUGGAUUCCACACAGGAGGGUCACACCGUCCCUCACCAUCAUCAGGAUGAAGAACAAAUUAAUUUAAAAACUGAGAUAAAGCAGGAAGAAGUAGAGACGUAUGUGUGGGGUGAUCAGCCGUCCUCGACGGAGGUUGGGAUGAAGAGUGAACAAGAUGAAAAUUCUCUACAUAUUGACCCAAAUGGACAGCAUUUAUGGAGUAUAAAUACAUUGGAGGGACAUCUUAUUUUAUCUCCACAUUGUAACGCAGAAUGCAGCGACAUUUCACCUUUUCCAAAAGUCAACUCGUUCUGGUUGGUAAGAUCUGUGGUCCCUUCUAAUCCUGAGGAAUCUUGUGAUAAAUCCCAUACUACGACCUCAGAUGUCCAUCUAAGUUCUCACAGUGCGGACACAUCAACAGAUCCACCUAAUCCCCAGAAAUCAUCUUCAACCCAUAAGGGAAUUCACAAAGGAGAGCACUCAUCGUCCUGCUUGGUGUGUGGAAAAUAUUUCACUGAUAACAAAAACCUUCUUCAACACCUGAGAACUCACACCGGCGAGCGUCCCUUUUCCUGUUCAGAGUGCGGGAAAAGUUUCACUCAGAAAGGAGCGCUUAUGGUCCACCAGAGGAUUCACACUGGCGAGCGUCCUUUUUCGUGUUCCGAGUGCGGAAAUUGCUUCAUUCGGAAAGGAGAGCUUGUUAAACACCAGAGGAUCCACACUGGGGAGCGUCCUUAUCCGUGUUCAGAGUGUGGGAAAUGUUUUGCUCAGAAAGGAGCGCUUAUUGAACACAAGAGGAUUCACACGGGCGAGCGUCCUUAUACGUGUUCAGAGUGCGGGAAACGUUUCACUCAGAGAGGAGAUCUUAUUGUGCACCUAAGGAUUCACACAGGCGAGCGUCCUUUUCCUUGUUUGGAGUGUGGCAAAUGUUUCAUCAAGAGAGAAAAACUGAUUAUACACCAGAGGAGUCACACGGGCGAGCAGCCUUUUUCCUGUUCGGAGUGCGGGAAAUGUUUUACUCAGAAAAUCACCCUUCUUGCACAUCAGAGAAGUCAUGUAUGAGCUUCCAUUUUCAUAUUUAGAAUGUGAGGGAUCUUUCACAAAAAAUAAAUGAAUUCUUGAACACA